This is a messenger RNA of Amoebophrya sp. A120, 509 nucleotides long. NCBI's taxonomy places the organism in Eukaryota, Dinophyceae, Syndiniales, Amoebophryaceae. The record is from the annotation of a GenBank genome assembly.
UGAUGCCGUUAUCAUCCGGUGGGAAUAUAGCGGCCUCUGGCUCUGUCUCGGACGCCACCACACCGUCUGUAUCGGCUAAGCAACCGGAAGAUGAAGACGAAUUUUACAACGAAAAUGACGGUAGUAGCGACUACCCGGUGCACCCAAGCAAUGCGAACACAGAUAGCAGCGCACAGAACUCCUCCGGAGACCCCAACUCCAGUCAAGCCAAACCGCACGCCGUCAACGUUAUCCCACAAUCGUCCAUAACCGAGGAAAUGCAGGCCCAGAUCCUGCAGAAGCGGGUGCUCACCAAAGAGGACAACAACGAGAUCUACUGGCGGUUGUCGAAAAUUCAGCGAAAUAACCGGAUCGUCUUGACCAGCGUCGAUAAGGGGAGCAUUACUUGGUUGAAAAACUGGCUCCGCCGGGCGAAAUACAGUAUGAAGCAGGGGGGGUUGGGGAUCGUGUUGUCCAGUGAUCCGCAACAGCAGAACAGCCUGGAUUUGCAGUGCAAGUCGGUCGCGUCC